AUGCAGGCCCAGUACCGGAACUACCCGCCCACCGUCCAGCGCUCACCUCAUGCGACGCAGGCCCGCCGUGGCCCAGGCCCGGUCCCUACGCCUGCACACCCGCAGCAGCUGCAGCAGCAGCAGCAGCAGCAGCAGCAGCCGACUCCGCAGCAGAUGCAGGCUGCCCAGGCGCAAGAGGCCCAGCGCCGCGAACUCGCCAGACGCCAGGCGCGCAAGCCGACCGACAGGAACAUACCCGAUGGUGUGGAGGGCAUUGUUAUCGGCGACGGGGUACAGCGCUACCGUAACCUCCGGGAGGUGGAGCGCAGGCUGGAUGCCGUCAUGAUGCGGAAGAGGCUCGACAUGCAGGACUCGAUGCUGCGCAACCAGCGGAGGCUGCGGACAAUGCGCAUCUGGAUCUCGAACACUGCGAAUGAGCAGCCGUGGCAGCAGACGGGCAUGGACCCUGAGAAUUUCGAUUUUGGGAGCGAGAGCAAUGCUACCUACAGGGUCAAGAUCGAGGGGCGUCUACUGCCAGAUGCGGACGAGCUUUCCGAGGAGAGCAAAGACGCCGACAAUGCAGAAACAAGCGCGGAGAAGGACCCGGACGCAAUGGAACAGGACGGCGAGGACUCGGCAAAGAAGUCUACCCCCAGCAAACCAAAAGCACCCAGCCCACUGCCUCGCACCAAACUCUCCCAUUUCUUCAAAUCAAUCACGAUCGACUUCGACCGGCCGCGGUCACUCCAACCAGACGGCUUCGCCCAGAUCGAGUGGAAGCGGCCCGAGAGCCGCCCCGGCGUGCCCAACCUCUCCCCCGAAGCCAAUUUCGACACGCUCGAGUUCGAGCGCAAGAGCGACGAGAACAUCAACAUCACCAUCAACCUAGUCCGCGACGAGACGCCUGAGCGCUACCGGCUAAGCCGCCCGCUCGCCGAGCUGCUAGACACAGAAGAGGCCGACCGCGCCGAAGUCGUCAUGGGAAUCUGGACCUACGUCCGGACAGCCGGCCUGCAAGAAGACGAAGAGUCACGGCAUAUCCACUGCGACGCGCGCAUGCGAGCCGUCUUCAACGCAGAGAAACUCUUCUUCCCCCACAUCCCCGAGCUAAUCCUGCCGCACCUAACGCCCCCACCCCCACUCACCCUCCCCUACACCAUCCGCGUCGACGCGGCCUACAUCGAAGCCGCCUCCCCACCCACCAUCUACGACAUCCUGGUCCCGGUCCCGGACCCGCUGCGCGCGCACCUAACCGCGCUCUCCACCUCUCCCUCCGCCACAGCCACGCUCACCACACUCGUGCGCAUGGACGACGAGUUAGCGCACACGGUGCAGGCGCUGCAGCACGAGCGGGCCAAACACGCGUUCUUUACGGCCAUGGCGAGGGAGCCGGUCGGGUUUACGCGCAGGUGGAUCUCGAGUCAGCGGAGGGAUAUGGCCGUUCUUGUCGGCGAUGGCAUCGCCGGGUGGGGUAUGCAGGGCGUGGAGGAGGGCGAGGAGUGGAGGGGUGGCGGCGCUGGGGGGGUGUGGGGGAGGGAGGUUGCGAGGGAGAGUGUGGGGCUUUGGCUUGCGAGGGGGGGGAAGGCGCAUUAG
This is a messenger RNA of Coniosporium apollinis CBS 100218, 1572 nucleotides long. RefSeq lists its product as uncharacterized. Bases 1 to 1572 code for a protein of 523 amino acids. The transcript is spliced from 3 exons. NCBI's taxonomy places the organism in Eukaryota, Fungi, Ascomycota, Dothideomycetes. Gene Ontology annotation, cellular component: SWI/SNF complex; nucleus. The record is from RefSeq and is a predicted model, not a curated record. Gene Ontology annotation, biological process: regulation of transcription by RNA polymerase II.